CUUAGACUUUGUAAAUUCUGUCGGAGAACAAUCUACAUAUAAGGAAGGCCAUAGCAGAUGUUGUGGUUCAAGCUACACACUCACUUUGUAAUCAAUUCUUAGUUUCGUCCCUUCACACAGCCCCUUCUCUUUCUCUUACCCUCUUUCUCUCUGACUUGGGUUUCAUUAACUUCAAACACAUUUCUAACUAGUUUGGAUCUUGGAAGAACAAUAUACGAUGUUGUCGAAGAUUGCGAUCGGUGAUGGACACGGCGAACACUCCCCAUACUUUGAUGGCUGGAAGGCUUAUGAAAACAAUCCGUUUCAUCCUUCCGACAAUCUUAAUGGGGUUAUUCAGAUGGGUCUGGCUGAGAAUCAGCUCACAUCUGAUGUGAUUGAAGAGUGGGUAACGAAAAACCCAGAGGCCAGUAUUUGCACCCCAGAAGGAGUCCGAGAUUUCAUGGCCAUAUCUAACUUUCAGGAUUAUCAUGGCUUGCCAGAGUUCAGAAACGCUGUGGCUAAGUUCAUGGCAAGAGCAAGAGGAAACAGAGUCACAUUCGAGCCUGAUCGUAUAGUUAUGAGUGGUGGGGCAACUGGAGCACACGAAGUCACAGCUUUCUGUUUGGCAGAUCCUGGAGAUGCUUUCUUGGUACCCACUCCUUAUUAUCCAGGUUUUGAUAGGGACCUUAGAUGGAGAACAGGACUUCAACUUGUCCCCGUUGUCUGCGAAAGUUCAAACGAUUUCAAAUUGACAACGAAAGCCUUAGAAGAUGCGCAUGAGAAAGCCACAGAGGAUAACAUCAAAAUAAAGGGCUUGCUUAUUACUAAUCCCUCAAAUCCAUUGGGGACUAUCAUGGACAGUGAAACAUUGAAAAGUGUGGUCAAAUUCAUCAAUGAAAAGAACAUCCACCUCGUAUGUGACGAAAUCUAUGCUGGCACAGUUUUUGCCGAGCCUGGUUUCACAAGCAUCGCUGAGAUUAUAGAGGAACAAGACGUGGAAUGUAACAGAAACCUCAUCCACAUCGUUUACAGCCUUUCAAAGGAUCUUGGAGUUCCUGGGUUUAGAGUCGGCAUCAUUUAUUCAUACAAUGAUGACGUUGUGAACUGUGCUCGCAAAAUGUCCAGCUUUGGAUUAGUUUCCACACAAACCCAGAAUCUUCUUGCGUCAAUGCUAUCUGAUGAUGAGUUUGUGGAUCGAUUUCUCACAGAGAGCGCGAGCAGGCUUGUCAAAAGAUACAGACUUUUCACAAGAGGACUUGGCCAAGUUGGCAUAAAGUGCUUGCAGAGCAAUGCUGGUUUGUUUCUGUGGAUGGAUUUGCGCCAUCUUCUGAAGAAACAGACGACUGAAGCAGAAAUGGAGCUGUGGAAAACGAUCAUUCAUGAAGUGAAGAUCAAUGUUUCACCUGGUUCUUCAUUUCAUUGCUGCGAACCUGGGUGGUUCAGAGUAUGCUAUGCUAAUAUGGAUGAUUUCGCAGUGGAAGUCGCUUUGACAAGAAUCCGAACUUUUGUGCUUCAAAACACAGAAACAAAGGUACCUGCAAAGAAACUGUGCUCGCAGAGCAGCUUAAAAUUACGAUUAAGCUUUAAAUCGAGGAACAUGGAUGACAUGAUGAUGUCACCUCACUCGCCUUUACCUCAAUCGCCUUUGGUCAAAGCCACCAUGUGAAGUAACAUUCUGGGCACUAUUUGAAGAUUUAUUUGGUUCGUUGGUUUUUAAGUGUACAUUAGAAGAAUUAAGAUUGUUUGUUUCACAACAA
Molecule: messenger RNA, 1736 nt
Organism: Neltuma alba
Lineage: Eukaryota; Viridiplantae; Streptophyta; Magnoliopsida; Fabales; Fabaceae
Product: 1-aminocyclopropane-1-carboxylate synthase-like
Exons: 4
Coding region: 218-1645 (475 amino acids)
Biological process (GO): amino acid metabolic process; biosynthetic process
Molecular function (GO): transaminase activity; pyridoxal phosphate binding
Source: RefSeq, a predicted model, not a curated record